AUGUCGUCAACUCAGACCUCGGAAGAGUCUACAGCAACAGUCAUCGUCGCCGACCUCCUCAUACCCGGCCGCGGCGAUCCGUUUCAAGAUGCCGCUGUCGCAAUAGAGGAUGAUAAGAUCACCUUCGUCGGCCCAGCCCAGAACCUCCCGGAUAAGUACAACACCGUCAAACCGGUCCGCGUCCCGGUCAUAAUGCCGGGUCUCUGGGACGUGCAUACACACUUUCUCGGCUUCGACGUCGCGACCACCUUCGGGGGCGGUUUGUUCAACUUCCUGCCCGGUUCCAACGCCCUCAUCGGGGCCGUCACCGUCCAGGACCUCGAGAGGACGCUGAAGGCAGGGUACACCUCCGUCCGUGAGCUCUGCGGAUACGCGGGCGACCUGGUACCGGCCAUCGAGAUGGGGCGUAUCGUCGGGCCGAACGUGUACUCUUCUAUCGCGGCCAUGUCCAUCAGCGGCGGGCACGGUGACGAGCACACGUCUCCCAUCGACACGGUGAUGAACUUCGCCAGGUGCGGCGGGCCCUGUUCCAUUGCAGAUGGCGCGGAUGACUGCACCAAGCAGGUGAGGUUGCUGGUGCGCCGGGGCGCGCGUUGCAUCAAGGUCUGCUCGAGCGGCGGGGUGUUGAGUGUGCUGGAUGACCCAGAAGAUAGGCAGUUCUCGGACGAGGAGCUUAAGGCCAUCGUCGACGAGGCUGCGCGCAGCCGUCGUGCUGUUGCUGCCCACGCCAUCGGCAAGGCGGGUAUUCUGGCCGCGCUGAGGGCCGGGGUCAAGAGUAUUGAGCACGGCAUGUACCUCGACGAAGAGGUUGCGGACCUCAUGCUAGAGAAGGGGGCCAUCUUUGUGGCUACCCAGCACAUAGUCAACAGCGUCAGCAAGGACACCUCGAAGUUGCCGCCGUACAUUGCGCGCAAGAUCGAGAAGCUGGUCCAGAGGGCCGCGGACUCGUACUCGCUGGCCAUCAAAAAGGGGCUCAAGAUAGCGUUGGGGACGGAUACUCUCAGCAGCGAUCCCUCCAAGGAAAUGGCACACGGAAAUAAUGCCAAAGAGCUGUACUGGGCUGUCAAGAGAGGCAUGACGCCUCUGCAGGCUAUCGAAGCCGGCACCGCCAAUGCUCCUGAGGUGCUCGGCGGGAUGGCACCUCUCAGCGGUCAGCUCAAGGUGGGAUACGAUGCUGAUCUGAUUGCCGUUGCCGAGAAUCCUCUUGACGACGUUACGAUUCUGAUGAAGCAGGAGAACGUUACCCACGUCUGGAAAGGAGGGAAACUGUUCAAGUCCCCCUGA
Molecule: messenger RNA, 1284 nt
Organism: Colletotrichum karsti
Lineage: Eukaryota; Fungi; Ascomycota; Sordariomycetes; Glomerellales; Glomerellaceae
Product: amidohydrolase
Exons: 1
Coding region: 1-1284 (427 amino acids)
Molecular function (GO): hydrolase activity, acting on carbon-nitrogen (but not peptide) bonds
Source: RefSeq, a predicted model, not a curated record